GUUGGUCCGCUCGCCGCUAGUUUGCAGGGAGCAGCGUUAUUGCUGAGCAACGGAGGGAGAAAAGGCCGACGCGCAGAGCCAGGCUGAACUGCAGCAACGACAGGGCUGGGCUCCACACACACACACAUUCAACAGUAACGUACACCAGAAAGGAAAAGGGAUGGCCUAGCUGUGAGGUGUUGUCGGCAGUCUAGCAGCAGUGAGCUACCUGGACCAGAGGUGUGUACCAGAGGCAGCAGCAGGUUGCAGAGAUGAGUGUGACCUCCUGGUUCCUGGUGAGCAGCGGGGGGACUCGCCACCGACUCCCCCGGGAAAUGAUCUUUGUUGGCCGGGAUGACUGCGAGCUCAUGCUACAGUCACGCAGCGUGGAUAAGCAGCAUGCAGUCAUCAACUACGAGGCUGGGACUGACGAACACAAGGUCAAGGACCUGGGAAGCCUGAAUGGGACCUUUGUAAAUGAUGUCCGCAUCCAGGAGCAGAUGUACAUCACUCUGAAGUUGGAGGACAAACUGAGGUUUGGAUAUGAUACCAACCUGUUCACGGUGGUGAGAGGAGAGCUCACUGUGCCUGAGGAGGCUCUAAAGCAUGAAAAGUUCACCAGCGGCCUCCAGCUGAGCAAGAAGCCGCCCAAUGGCGAAACCACUACUACCACAACCACAAGCAAGUCUCCCACUAAGACCCCAACAAAGACGCUGAAGUCCGCCAGUGGCAGCACCCCGAGGUCGGGGGAGAGUAGAGCAACAGAUGGGGUCACUGCUUCCAAAGAGCCAACAGCUAAACCUGUGGACACUCACAAAGCAGAGGAGAGGUUAGGAGGGGAUGUUACAGCGCUGCCUCGUGGGACCCCCCUGUACGGCCAGCCGUCUUGGUGGGGGGAUGGGGAUGCAGACGAUGAGAACUCCUUCAAACAGGAAACCAAGUCAUCCAACAAAAAACAUGACAGCUCCAUGUCAGUCCCAGACAGCAAAGAGGCACGUCGAGGGGAGAAAGCUAAAGAGGACGGCCUUCAUGCGUCUGCCGCCCACGAUUCAAGUUACUUUGAGAUCCCUACCAAGGAGGGUCACAUGGCCAAUAACGGCAUCCAUGAGAUUCCCACCAAGGACACAGAGGGCACCACCACUCACCCUAGCACCACUGCAGCUCAAGGUCACGCCUCCUUCACCAUAGAGUUUGACAAUACUUCUCCUGGGAAAGUCACCAUAAAAGACCAUGUGUCAAAGUUCACACCCGACCACCACAGAUCUCGCUCCAAGAAGAGUGGAACAGGAAGUGGAGGAGCAGGAGGGAGGGACUUGAGCACACUGCAAGCCGCUAUGAUGGCAUCGGAGAGCAAGGUGGCCGAUUGGCUGGCCCAGAACGACCCUACUCUGGUGCGCAGCGAGUCAACGGAGGACGACAGCAAGAGCAUCAAGAGCGAUGUGCCGGUCCAUCUCAAAAGACUAAAAGGCAGCAAGCAUGAGGAUGGCACCCAGAGUGACUCAGAGAAUGGACUGGGCCUGCGUUUCGCCAACCGCCGCCAUGCCCUUGAGGAACGCCUAAAAGCAGUACACGGCCACGUCGGAGGAGGAACAGGAGGGGGUAACAUAACAGUGAGCGGGACCAGAGCAACCAGCUCCCGCACUGCCUUCAUGAUCGAGUUCUACGACGAGGAAAACCCUCGCAAGCGGCGGUCGUAUUCGUUUUCCCAGACUGCACCCCUGCAGGUGGGAGGAGCUGGCGGGGAGGGACUGUGUCCCCAGCCUCCCUCUCACCCCAAGGUGUUCAGCAUUUCCACAUCUGCUACUACAGCCUCAGACUCAGGUAAGGUUCCAGCUCCGAUAUCAGCUACAGUGGCUGCAGGUGCCCCUACGGCUGCCCGCGUCCUUCUCAAGCAGAGGUCAGAGGACCCGAGUAUCGGUCGCAGCUCAGCCAGUACCGGGCUGGCGACAGGAAGUCCCACCAGCCCCAGCGAAGACGCCUCGGUCGUCGGGAGAGGAGCGGGAACUGCUGGAGGGGAGGCAGAGGACGACCGCAGCGAUAAGGGGACCUACACUAUCGAACUGGAGAACAGGAACGCAGAGGAAGAGGAGGCCAGGCGCAUGAUCGACAAGGUGUUUGGUGUGCAGCAGAACCAGGACACCUCUAGUCUGUCAGACCUGAAAGGAGAAGGAAAAGGAAAGGAGACAGGAGAAGCAGGGAAAGAGGCUCUUCCUGGUGACUCGAGCUGGGUCUCUCAGUGGGCCAGUCUAGCUGCCAAUCACACCAGGACAGACCCAGAGGGCUCAGGAGCAGAAACAGCUGCCUUCCUGCACAAAGAGAGAGCUGAUGCCUUUGAGUCUGGAGCAUCUCUCAGCAGAGAUGAAUCCUCCUCCAGUCUGACCGACCGUAAGCGCAGGACCCUCCCCCAGCUCCCUGUGGAUGACCCCCGGGCUAAAUCCUGCACCAAAGCUCUGGGACUGAGGUCCGAGAUUGGGGAGAAACAGGACACUGAACCCCAGGAAAAAGAGAACAAGGGAGACGGGGAGUCCCCAACUCCCAUGGGCGACGGUGAGAUGACCAGUAAAAGGAAACAAAGCUCCACCUCUUCUCCAUCCAAGGCUCCUCUCCGGACCUCUGGCAGCAGUGAGCGGAAGAAGAGGUCAGAGGAGAGGAAAGGAGGAGGAGGAGUAGCAGAAGGAGGAGAGAAGUCUGGGAAGCCUCUAGUACGCCAGGGCAGCUUCACAAUUGAGAAGCCCAGCGCUAAUGUCCCUGCAGAGCUCAUCCCACGCAUCAACAGAGGCGGCAGUGGGCGUGAACGCAGUGACUCUGUGGGCAGCAUGGAUACUGCUACGCUCCUGAAGGACACUGAAGCUGUCAUGGCAUUCCUGGAGGCCAAACUAAGAGAUGAAAACAAACUAGACCAGAAAAGUAAUAAAACUGGCAUCAGCACUAAGGGUUCAGGUUCUGGCUUCCCCCCUCGGACUGACUCUAUAUCUCCUGAGUCUGAUGUGGACACGGCCAGCACAGCUAGUCAUGUGGCUGGAGAGGCAGAGAGGAAAGCAUCAGCUGGUGGCGAACAAAAACGACGUUCCUUCAGCAGCAUGCACCGGGAGAAAAGCAACAUGAGCACAGCUUCCAAGACCAGCGUCACUAACGCAAGUGCCCGUGAACGCUUGGAGAGAAAGUCUAAAACAAGAACAGUGGAGGCGACGAGCCGGACUGAUGCACGCCGCUCUGUUCAGCCGUCCUCUGCCUCCUCCAGAGCACGCCAGCCUUCUCUGGAUCUCACUGAUGAUGACCAAACGUCUUCCUUCCCCAUCUCUGACAUCCUCUCCUCAGACCAGGAGACUUACUCUGGACCUUUGGGGCAUUCCAAACUCGACACCAGGUCUGCUAAAGCCUCCACCAGUGGAUCCUCCAAAACCAGCCGCACUCUCCAGGCAGCCACGACCUCUUCCCUGAACAAGCAGGCCUCACUGCCUCAGCCGCGCCCCACAAGAGCCUCCCUUCUCCGCCGUGCCCGGCUAGGGGAUACAUCUGACACGGAUCUAGCUGAUGCAGACAGGGUGUCUGUCGCCUCUGAGGUGUCCACCACCAGCUCCACCUCUAAGCCGCCAUCCGGUCGGAAGGGACUGUCACGGCUGGAUAUGCUGGCUCAGCCACGUAGGACCCGAUUGGGUUCCAUCUCAGCCCGCAGUGACUCAGAGUGUACAGUGACACGGAGCUCCACCUCUUCACCCCGCCUGUCAGCUGAGACUGCUCUGCGUCUGGGCUUGCGCUCAUCAACACCAACAGAGAACAGGCUGACGCCCAGGAUGAGGGCUAACAGCGUGUCCAAACUGAAUGAGACCAAGACUAAAACCACUACAUCUGGAUACUGCUCGCCCACAGAGAGCUCUCAGCCCGAACCUGAGGGUGGUGAUGCAGAGGAAGAGCUGAUGGUGUCCAGUAGCAGCAGGUGGAGACGUCUGCCGCCUGAGUACGGCUCCACCUCAGAGGAAGAGUUUGGCUCCAACCGGAAUUCUCCGAAGCAUGGAGGACGCUCCCACAUGCGACCUCACCACCUCGUCCCACACCGCAGCUCCAGACUCAGCACCACCGCCAGCCCAGGCUCCGGCAUGGUGACGGGUCCAGGUGGAGUUGGGGUCAAACACCGCAUGAAGGAGCAAGAGGAGUACAUCAGGGACUGGACAGCACACAGCGAAGAGAUAGCCAGGUUGUUCCCAUGUGUGCGCAGGAUCAGCCAGGACCUGGCUAAGGACUUGGCCAUCUUGGCCCGUGAGAUCCACGAUGUGGCCGGUGAGAUCGACUCGGUCAGCUCAUCUGGCACGGCACCCAGCACCACCGUCAGCACCGCUGCCACCACCCCGGGAUCGGCCAUCGACACCCGGGAAGAGGUAGGCCCUGCACGUCCCACGCAGCCGGAUAUACAGGAGAGCAUGAGAAAGUUGGUGGAUCGGGUGUUUGAUGAGAGCCUCAACUUCAGGAAGAUCCCGCCUGUGAUUUCAACCAAUAAGGCGCCAGAGAUCAACGGUAAGCCAGUGGAGCUCCGCCCCCGUGCUCCUGACAGUCUGGAGCCCCGAGCUCUGAGGAGACGCACCUGGAACCGAGAGGAGGCGGUGUUGGACAGCCUGCUGCUCAAUUCAGUUUCUCAGCUGUCCACCAAGAUCAGACACUCUGUUGACAAAACAGCAGGAAAAAUCAGGAUAUUGUUCAAGGAUAAGGAAAGGAACUGGGAUGAAAUUGAGAAUAAACUCCGAUCAGAGAGUGAUAUACCACUCCUGAAAACCUCCAACAAGGAGAUCUCCUCAAUUCUGCUCGAACUGAAGAGAGUUGAGAAGCAGCUUCAAGUGAUCAAUGUGAUGGUAGACCCAGAUGGGACUCUGGAUGCCUUGGCCAGCCUCGGCCUGACCAGCCCCACCACCCCUACCAAGUCCCAAACCGCCAAAAUAACUUCCCCCUCUGCCACCAGCCCUGGGUCUCUGCCCCCAGCCAAAGAAUCACUGCCGGAGAUCCUUCCUGGGCCUGGAGGAUCAACAGCCAGGGUUCAGGCUGCCUCUGCCAGCACAGAGGAGACUGCACGACACCCCAGCGUGGGUCUGGGGUUAACAGGAGUGGGAGGACUGCCCUUCAACCGCGUGCGGCCGAGCGGAGAGGAGGCCAUCGCACAGAAAUGAACAGAAAGGUGGCUGGUGAGCCAUGUUCACAACAAUGAAGCAGGUGUAGAAACAUUUAAAGAGUUUUUCUGACAGUUGCCAUUUUUCUGACUAUACCAGUCAAGGAUUAUGGGUAUAAUAUAAACAUUAUUUAGCUGAAGUGUUACCAGAUCUGGCCGGAAAUGAAGUACUUCAAUUGACCUUUAGACUCCACAGGCUAAACCCCAUCUGUUGCAUCAUGGAUAUACUCUCGAACGGAAAUUGACCCAUGAAUGAUUUGGAUAGAGUCAUAUAUGAGCUUUUCAACUUUAAACUGUUCAUGCUUACUGGCCAACCUGACUUCCUGUUGGACUGAAGGCUACCUGGCUGCUCUCUCAGUGGACAGAUCUCUGUGGUUGUACAGUCUCCACUCUCCUCCAGUCUUCUCCUCUUGCCUUCUCCAUGUGUCUGGACCCUACUUACACUAAGGACAUGCCUUAAAACACAUCCUCGAUAGUAGCAGCCCCUGUCCCCUCAAAUAAUAUACAACUUUUAAGGCUUUAUAACAGUACUUUCAGACAAACAGAAUGCAUUGUAAAAUAACACUUGCAAAAUAUGUUCUAUUUACACUAUGAUGAACUACAGCACACUGCAGUGAUUUAUUAGCUCUUGUUCAGUAUAAAGAAUAUUUCAGCAGCCUUAAGUAACCACCCCGACAAACCACACAGUCAUACAGACAUGCUUUAUGCCUGAAACUGAAUUGUAGAUUUUAGAUAUUUCAUAACUCUAACCGUCCACUGAUGCACCUCUCAAACUGACUGUUGAAAAGGAUUUGUAGUGCCUCCCCAUCUCUGUGCUCACCUAUUUCUUCUUCACCCAUUAUGUUUUACUCUUUCCUUCCCUUCCUUUCUGUCCCAGUAGAAAAAAUCUUACACAAAGUUUGUCACUGCAGUAGCAUGUACAGGACAGAGCUGAGAGCUUUCUUCCUGCAAGUUGGUGUCUGUGUUGAUCUUACUAAUACUGAAUGGUAGUUUUACAGAAUAGUAACAGCCUUUGGGAAACCAAUGAUCAUUUUCACUCAAAAUAUUCACCUACCAAAGUUAACAAGUUUGUUUAUGUUGUCAUUUUCAAACAUUUGAGCCAUCUUGAAAUUCAUCUGUUGUGCAAAAACCUGAGAAUCUGUAUUUUUUUAAAAAGGCAGUUCAUCUCAUAUGUCUCACCUUCGUCUGCGGUUCACCUUUUUCUCUGAAUGUCAAAACCAUUUUUCUGUCAACAAAUCAAAGAUUCUUAUUUAUUAUAAUGAAACAGUUUAAUUCAUUCAUUCACUGCUACUAUAUCUUUUUUGGCCCAUGCGACAUGGCCUGUGAGAAUCAGUGCCCUUACUUUUUGCAGUACGUCCACUCAAGUGUCCUAUAAUUUCCAAUUGGCUUUUUUCUACUUUUUCCAGUCACGGGGGAUGUGACUUAUUUUUGAACUAGCAAUGAUGAGCAAAGAAAAUAACUUUAAACUAAAUAUUUUAUAAUAUUUAGAUACUGGUAUUGUAGAUAUUGUAAACCAUUACUUUUUAAUGCUUCACAAUAAAUGUUUUAUUUUGUCUGUCACUAACCAGUUUGAGCUCAAGUACACAUAACCUGAACAUGGAACAGCUGCUGGAAUUGGUUUUAAUUAAUGUCUUGUCGAUAAGAACAUGGGCAACUUAGAAGGAGGCCUUUUGUGGUUCAAAAUGUGUCUUUGAGGAAUGUCAGUGAGUAGAAAUGAACAGCCCCAUCUAUUUUAUGAAUUUUGCUUAUAAUACUGCUUAAUAUCAGUGUAUAUAGGUGCACUGUAUCCACCGAGGAGGGAAGUUCCAGCGUACUGAUACUGUAGAAUUGCAGAGACAGUAUAGUUAACCUCUUGACUUGACUUGACUCUUGCUGCUUUUCUAGUUACUUUAUGGGGACUAACCAUUUUCAGAAUUUCUCUUCAGCUUAUCGUCUGUGUUCUAGCGUAAAAUGACUUUAAAGCAGUAUAUUAGUACUUAGAUACUCUUGCAAUAGUGAAUUUAGGUACCAGAAUACAUGUUCAUUUCCUUCUCUCUAUACUGUACUGUACAAUGUUUUUCGAUGCCUCAAAGAGCCCAUUUUCACUAUAGAAGGGCAUUGAUUAAAAGAAAAAAGAUGUAGUUGUCUAAAAGAAACUCUUAUUUUGCACAUCAGAUUGUGGUGUUUUUUUCAUACAGAAGUAGUGAAGAAGCAGUGAAAGGCUGCAUCAAAUGUGGUCAAAUGGUUUGACAAAGAUAUCACUUUGCCUGAUAUCAGAAGCGACUGCCUUGCCUCUCUGGAACUAUUCUGUCUGUACAAACGAAGCCUCUAAUCGUGUUACUUGUUUGUUUUUUUUCUCCCCCCGUUUUAUCAAAAAAAUGAAAUUAGGGGACUGUGAAUGCUAGGUACAUGUUUAUUUUUUAAAUUCUACAUGUGUCAUCUGAUCAGUGUUCUUUGUCAUUUUUGUAAAGAAAAAAACACCAUUUUAUUUAUUUUUUGUUUAAUAUUUUGUGGAUGUUUCAUGCAUUUUAUAUUUGUUCAACUACCUGCAUUGUUUCUUACGGUUAAUAAAAGAGAGCCAUUCA
Messenger RNA from Siniperca chuatsi (mandarin fish), 7698 nucleotides. It is a transcript of the gene cep170aa, whose product is annotated as centrosomal protein 170Aa. The coding region runs from base 252 to 5135 and encodes 1627 amino acids. The transcript has 23 exons. Gene Ontology annotation, molecular function: protein binding. NCBI's taxonomy places the organism in Eukaryota, Metazoa, Chordata, Actinopteri, Centrarchiformes, Sinipercidae. The record is from RefSeq and is a predicted model, not a curated record. Gene Ontology annotation, cellular component: centriole.